Molecule: messenger RNA, 897 nt
Organism: Phragmites australis (common reed)
Lineage: Eukaryota; Viridiplantae; Streptophyta; Magnoliopsida; Poales; Poaceae
Product: mavicyanin-like
Exons: 2
Coding region: 299-856 (185 amino acids)
Cellular component (GO): plasma membrane
Molecular function (GO): electron transfer activity
Source: RefSeq, a predicted model, not a curated record
UGCUUAACCGCCAAUACCUAGUACCAACAACACAGGGGAAACCGCAUCACCAAACCUCACCAAACAACCCCGAAUUCCUCCCCGGCAUCACCUUCCAAUCUAGAAAUAAGAAUGGUGUCAGUCUCUGUGCGUCGCUUGCUUGCAAGACCGCUCCAAACCUUUAAGCACUCCAUAGAUUAGGUAACCAAUCUUCAACAAGAACUUCCGUUUCAUAUAUAUACCAGCAUUUUGGCACGCAUGGAUACCUUAGAUCCCUGCCCCUGCGCGGAGUGCAUACCAGGUUCACUGCCCGUCGUCCAUGGCUCAAGCUCGCUUUGCUCUGGCGCUGUGUGUCCUCCUCGUCCACGGCGUGGCCCCGAGAGCCGAUGCGGUGUCCUACAACGUCGGGAACAGCGCAGGGUGGGAUCUCAGCGCGGACUUCCCGUCGUGGGUCGACGGCAAGACCUUCUACGUCGGCGACGUUCUAGUGUUCCAGUACUCGAAGUACCACACCCUGAACGAGGUCGACGAGGCGGGGUUCAAGAACUGCAGCGCGGCCAACCCGCUCCUCUCCAGGAGCGACGGCAACUCGACGGUGCCGCUGACGGCGCCCGGCGACCGGUACUUCAUCUGCGGCAACCAGCUGCACUGCCUUGGCGGGAUGAAGCUGCACGUGCUCGCCAGCCUGCCGCCGGCGCCGGCGGCAGCUCCGGCGGGGGGCCCGCAGUCCACGCCGCAGGCGGACCCCGGGACCGCCCUCGGGCCCAGCACUGACGAUUCGGGCAUCCCCAGGCUCGUGUUGGGCGGGUCCCACCGAAUCACGGUGGGGCCCCUGCUGGUGACGUGGCUGUGCGUGGUGGCAGCUCUGCUUGUAUGAUGAGGCGUUUCAUCUGCAAUGCCAUCUUUGCAAUUGCGACA